Molecule: messenger RNA, 2101 nt
Organism: Neltuma alba
Lineage: Eukaryota; Viridiplantae; Streptophyta; Magnoliopsida; Fabales; Fabaceae
Product: L-type lectin-domain containing receptor kinase IX.1-like
Exons: 1
Coding region: 5-2101 (698 amino acids)
Biological process (GO): protein phosphorylation
Molecular function (GO): carbohydrate binding; ATP binding; protein kinase activity
Source: RefSeq, a predicted model, not a curated record
UCAGAUGUUGCUACUAUACACUUUCUUCCUCUUCCUCUUGAUGGCCCAUGCGUUUUCCUUAAACUUCAUCUUCCCCAGUUUCAAUCGCGAUCAUUAUAACAAUAUAUCGUUUGAAUUAGCAGCUGACAUUUCAGAACCACACCUCUACUUAACAGCAAACCAGGGGGGUCAAUCCUCGCAAAAUAGUCAAGGUCGAGCCACAUAUAAGCAGGAGAUGCGCCUGUGGGACAAAGACACUGGGAAACUCGCAAAUUUCAACACCAGUUUCACCUUUGUGAUUGAUUCACGGGGAAGUAGUCGGUAUGGAGAUGGGCUGACCUUCUUCUUAAGCCCUACUGGUUCAAAGCUUCCUGAUCGUAACGACGUUGGAGGAGGUUCUAUGGGUCUAAUUAUUGGAGGCAACGAAACGAUACUUAAUUCAACAGAUCAUCCUUUUGUUGCUGUGGAGUUUGAUAUCUAUCCCAAUGUCGAAUAUUACGAUGGGUGGGAUCCUCCGUAUGUACAUGUGGGUGUGGAUAUCAAUUCUGUGAAAUCUACUCGUACUGUUCCAUGGUAUCCCGAUGUCACAGGAGGCGGACAAAAUGAGGCUUUCAUCAGCUACGAUGCAAGUAAACAUAAUUUAAGUAUCUCCUUCACAAAUACUUCUGGUCCUUCUGCCAACACUGUGUGGCAGCAUCUUCAUCAAAUAGUUGACCUAACAAGGUACCUGCCUGAACGGGUUACGUUUGGUUUCUCAGCUGCCACGGGAUAUAAUUUUGCAACACACAGGAUCGACAAAUGGAGUUUCUACUCAGAUGAGUUCCCGAAAGAUGCUCCCAGUCCAAACCCAAGCCCAAGCCCAAGACCAAGUCCGAACCCAAGCCCAAGACCAGGUCCCAACCCAAGCCCAAGACCAGGUCCCAACCCAAAAAGAAAUGCCAUAGCACUUGCAAUAGGAUUAGGGGUUGGAGGGACGUUGGUUUUAGUUUGUGGGGUGCUGUUGUUUGCACUGUGGAAGAAUAAAAAGAAUAUGGAAGAUGAUGAGUCUAGUGAGAAAAUGAGUGAUGAUUUUGAAAGAGGAACUGGGCCUAAAAAGUACUCAUAUGCUGAACUAGCGAGUGCUACAAGUUAUUUCAAAGAUGAGCAAAAGCUUGGACAGGGAGGAUUUGGGGGUGUUUAUAGAGGUUUUCUCAAAGAUUCAAACUCCUAUGUGGCCAUAAAGAGAAUAUCAAGGGAUUCUAAACAAGGGAAGAAGGAGUUUGCUUCAGAAGUAAGAAUUAUCAGCCAACUAAGACAUCGAAACUUGGUUCAACUAAGCGGUUGGUGUCAUGAAAGAAAAGAAUUAUUGCUAGUUUAUGAGUACAUGACACAUGGAAGUUUAGAUUAUCAUCUCUUCAAGGACCAAAGCUUGUUGCCAUGGUCAAUUAGAUUUAAAAUAGCUCAAGGCUUGGCCUCUGCAUUAUUGUACCUGCAUGAAGAAUGGGAACAAUGUGUUGUUCAUAGAGACAUAAAAUCAAGCAACAUCAUGCUAGAUUCCAACUUCAAUGCAAAACUUGGAGAUUUUGGAUUAGCUCGGCUUGUAGACCACACAAAAGGAGCACAAACAACAGCUUUGGCAGGAACUAUGGGCUAUAUGGCACCUGAAUGUGUCACCACUGGAAGGGCUAGCAAAGAAUCUGAUGUCUUUAGUUUUGGAGUUGUUGUUCUAGAGAUACUUUCGGGAAGAAAACCCAUCAACCCCAAGGCUCCAGAAGAUGAAAUAAACAUAGUGCAAUCGGUAUGGGAUCUCUAUGGAAGUGGUAGAAUCCUGGAAGCAGUUGAUCCAAGGCUGCAAGGAGAUUUUAACCAUGAUCAAGUCGAAUGCCUCAUGCUUGUUGGGUUAUGGUGCGCUCAUCCUGAUCAAAAUCGCAGGCCUUCAAUAAGGCAAGCAAUUCAUGUGUUAAACUUUGAAGCUACAAUUCCUAGUCUUCCUUCAAGUUAUCCUAUACCAACGUAUGAUGAAUUUCCGGUGCCCUUAUCAUUUUCAAUUCUAUCCAAUGCCAAUGCUUCAGAGGUAAGUCCAAACAAGAACAUUAGCUUUAGUUCCAACACAAACUCUUCUGGUUACGCUACAACUUUCUGA